Messenger RNA from Oncorhynchus keta (chum salmon), 2169 nucleotides. RefSeq names its product transmembrane protein 196. The record is from RefSeq and is a predicted model, not a curated record. NCBI's taxonomy places the organism in Eukaryota, Metazoa, Chordata, Actinopteri, Salmoniformes, Salmonidae. The transcript is spliced from 5 exons. The coding region runs from base 750 to 1319 and encodes 189 amino acids.
AGGGGAGUGAGAGAGAGAGAGAGAGAGAGAGAGAGAGAGAGAGAGAGAGAGGAGGGAGAGAGAGAGAGAACUGGAGGGCACUUGGGUCGGGUCGCGGAAGGGUGUUGAGUGUGUCUGCGCAAGCGUUUAAGCCCCAUGGACAGCAACCGCGUGCCAGUCUCGUUUGCGACCGUUCAGAGCAUAAUGCUCUCCUCUCAUUAUUGACCGGAGGAGCUCCCGUUAUCAGCAACAGCAAACAGACGACUCACUUUUGGAUUUGAUCCAGCCUUUAUUCAUGCAGGUUAGUCUCGAUGAAAAUAGGUAGGCUAAGUAAAAAAAUAACAUUUACUCGACAUGACAGAGAUGUCCGUGGAAGGCAACCUACUCUACAUUUCAAGCGGAUUUACCUGAUCUCCUGCCCAGAACUUUCCUCAUCAGGGAUAUGGUCAUCAAGCCGCUCUCCGAGGGCUGACUCCCUCUCCUCCUCUGUCCGCCGGCGUUGGAUCCUCCAGGGUCGGGUUGCUAGUUGGCACAAGUACAUUAUAAAUGUUUUGAAAUGGGGUGAAACCAGAAGGUACCUGAACUUAUCCAGGUCAUCUAUAUUUAACCAGGACAGUCCACUUGUCAACAACCGUGACUGUUUUCCGGGGAGCAGCCUAUUUUUGUUUUUCCGUUUAAAAAAGUUUUGCUGCCAACCCAUGUUCUCCUGACUGAAGCCGACUUAGGAGGGCAGACAGGCGGACUGGUCUCCAGGAGGAUGCCUGGGCAGGAUGUGUUCCAGCCGGAAAAUUCUGUGGAGCCUGCUGCUGCUGUCAGUGUUGGAGGUGGGGCUGGGGGUCUCCAGUAUCGUCCUGGGAGCCGUUGGGCUAAGCCGGGUUAGGGAGGAACACAAACCACAGCAAGGAGAUGCUUCACCUAUCUGGAGCGGCCUGUGUUUUCUCAUCUGUGGGAUGUGUGGAGUCCUGUGUGCUAGGAAGAGGACUGGACUCAUCAUGAUUCUGUUCUCAGCCUGCUGUAUCUGUGGUCUGAUUGGAGGGAUUCUCAACUUCCAGUUCGUUCGGGCGUUGUCACGACGACCGGACUCUCUCCGCUCGCUACACCUGGCAGCCAUGACCAUUGCUUGCCUGGGUAUCUCUUCCUGUACUCUCUCUACCUGGUUGACCUGUCGUCUGGCCAGUUCAGAACAACAGAGGAUGUUUCUGGAGAGAGAACACUCACUGCACCACUCACAUGAGAUGGCUGAGAAGGAACCAUACACACACGGAUCUUUUGAGAUCCUGGACAACUCCAGCAACGGGAUUCCCCAGAUCUCCUACAACAGCAACACCACCUCUCUUUGACAACAGACACACAUUGUUGCCCUGACAACAGACACACCUUGUUGCCCUGACAAUGGAUACACCUCGUUGCCCUGACAUUGGACACACCUUGUUGCCCUGACAACGGACACACCUUGUUGCCCUAACAAUGGACACACCUUGUUGCCCUGACAACGGACACGCCUUGUUGCCCUGACAACGGACACACCUUGUUGCCCUGAUAACAGACACACCUCGUUCUGCUGACCAUGGUGUGGUAUCAUCCAACAGUGCUGAGCAGCACUAUUACACAGUUGUGUGUGGAGAACUUCAGCACAGAAAUGAACGCUCUUCUUGGACAAGUUGUUACUAGCUCCAAUAGUUCUAACAGACAGUCACAUGACCUCAUGUGCAUGCAAUCAAUUUGUAAUCUCUCUCUCUCUCUCUCUCUCUCUCUCUCUCUCUCUCUCUCUCUCUCUCUCUCUCUCUCUCUCUCUCUCUCUCUCUCUCUCUCUCUCUCUCUCUCUGGCUAUAUGAAUGCAGGUAUACUGUGUUUGAAGGAAAAAUGCUAUAGCUAUCUUGAUGUAGAGCAGAAUAUGGAAUGCUUUAAAUAUUAUAUAUGCAACCAACGAUGCAAACUGAAUAUCAGUGGUGGCCAACCAUCCUCCUGGAGAGCUACUGGGUUUGCAGGCUUAUGCUCCAGCCCUGCUCUAACACACAUAAUUAAGUUAAUCAAGAUCCUGGAGACUGAACACCAAGCCCUCAAGGAGGUGGGUUGGCUAACCCUGCUGUAUAUUCAUACUUGUAUAUCAGGAAAACAAACAUUAUCUAUGGAGUGACAAUAUGUUUCUUUAGGCUUCUAUAAAACACACAUAAAACUCUGUAAAUGUUA